Centrocercus urophasianus (Greater sage-grouse) is the source of this 4065-nucleotide messenger RNA. It is a transcript of the gene PDE3A, whose product is annotated as phosphodiesterase 3A. The coding region runs from base 8 to 2560 and encodes 850 amino acids. The record is from RefSeq and is a predicted model, not a curated record. The transcript is spliced from 16 exons. Gene Ontology annotation, molecular function: 3',5'-cyclic-AMP phosphodiesterase activity. Gene Ontology annotation, cellular component: cytosol. Lineage: Eukaryota; Metazoa; Chordata; Aves; Galliformes; Phasianidae. Gene Ontology annotation, biological process: oocyte maturation; positive regulation of oocyte development.
CAGCUCCAUGAUCUCCGCCGAGAUGUCGGGCGGCGGCGGCGGCAAGAGCCACCGGCGGACCUCGCUGCCUUGCAUCCCCCGCGAGCAGCUCAUGGGACAUUCUGAAUGGGAUCACAAACGAGGACCCAGAGGAUCACAGUCUUCUGGUACCAGUAUCACAGUGGAUAUUGCAGUCAUGGGAGAAGCACAUGGGCUCAUUACAGAUCUUCUGGCAGAUCCUUCACUGCCUCCCAACGUGUGUACUUCGCUGAGAACAGUGAGCAACCUGCUUAAUACACAGUUAACCUUCCAGGCCAUCCACAAGCCAAGGGUGAACCCUUUGGUAUCCUUCAGUGAGAAUUACACAUGCUCUGACUCGGAGGAAUGUCCAGAGAAAGGAGAAAAACUAGCAAUUCCCAAGCGCUUACGAAGAAGUUUGCCUCCAGGACUGCUGAGACGAGUGUCCUCCACUUGGACCACAACAACAUCUGCCACAGGUUUACCCACACUGGAGCCAGCCCCAGUGAGAAGAGAUCGCAGUGCCAGCAUCAAACCUCACGAAUCAUCUUCAUCCAGCACUGACUCUUGGAACAGUUCCCUUCUGAUGACAAUCACAAAGAGCAGGUCCUUCUCUACGUCUUAUGCCAUGUCUCCUACCAACCACCUGAAUGCCAAAAGGCAGAGCCGCCAAGGUAUCCCACCAAAUAUUUCACCACUCACCUCUCCAUGCCAUUCACCUCUUCAAGGGACGCCUGCUACAAGUCCUACCGGAAAGACAUCUUCUGUGUCAUUUCCAGACUCUACAGAUACUGACACCAAGCAAGGUUUAAAACCACACAAAGUCUUAACUGCUACUCAGAGUGCACCUAGCCUGUCAGAACCUAACAUCAGCCCCUCUGUCAUCUGCAGCAGCUGCGGCAGACCCUACAACCAAAUAGAAGCUGGUGAUGGUACACUAGAUAGGAGCGAUGGUACCACCCACACCCUAAAUAGAACAGAUGAUCCUGCGCAAGCCACUUCUGACUAUGAGACCAACAACAGUGACAGCAGUGAUAUUGUACAAAAUGAUGAUGAGGCAGAUUGCUCCAAAGAAAAGGCACGGAAGGGAUCUGUCUGUAGGACGUAUGCACCUGAGACCAUCAUUCUGCAUCCUUUGAUACCACCUGAGGACAAGCCUGUACUUGCUCCUGAGCCUCUGGUUAUGGACAACUUGGAUCCUCUAAUGGAGCAGCUUAACAGCUGGAACUUCCCAAUCUUCGAUUUGGUAGAAAAAAUUGGAAAGAAAUGUGGUCGGAUUCUCAGUCAGGUAUCAUACCGGCUUUUUGAAGACAUGGGGUUGUUUGAAACCUUUAAAAUUCCAGUGAGGGAAUUUAUGAACUACUUCCAUGCCUUGGAAUGUGGAUACCGAGAGAUACCUUAUCACAAUCGAAUCCACGCAACUGAUGUUCUGCAUGCCGUGUGGUACCUUACUACUCAGCCCAUUCCGGGACUCCCAACUGUGAUUAAUGAUCACGGGUCAGCGAGUGAUUCAGAUUCUGACAGUGGAAUCACUCACGGCCAUAUGGGUUAUGUGUUUUCGAAGACAUACACACCUACAGAUGACAGCUACGGAUGCCUAGCUGGCAACAUCCCAGCUCUUGAGUUGAUGGCUCUUUACGUAGCCGCAGCCAUGCAUGAUUACGAUCAUCCAGGAAGGACUAAUGCCUUUUUGGUGGCAACAAGUGCUCCUCAGGCAGUGCUGUACAAUGACCGCUCCGUCCUGGAGAACCAUCAUGCUGCUGCUGCUUGGAACCUUUUCAUGUCGAGGCCAGAAUACAACUUCUUGGUCAACCUCGACCAUGUGGAGUUCAAGCAUUUCCGCUUCCUUGUCAUCGAGGCAAUUUUGGCUACUGACCUGAAGAAACACUUUGAUUUUGUUGCCAAAUUCAAUGCCAAGGUGAAUGAUGAUGUUGGGAUUGACUGGACUAACGAGAAUGACCGCUUACUGGUUUGCCAAAUGUGUAUCAAACUGGCUGACAUAAAUGGUCCUGCAAAAUGCAAAGACUUGCAUCUACAGUGGACAGAGGGCAUUGUCAAUGAGUUUUAUGAACAGGGUGAUGAAGAGGCUAGCCUGGGCCUGCCUAUCAGCCCUUUCAUGGAUCGCUCUGCUCCUCAGCUGGCACACCUCCAGGAAUCCUUCAUCACUCACAUUGUGGGACCACUAUGUAACUCCUAUGACUCUGCGGGGUUGAUGCCAGGAAAAUGGAUAGAAGAUAGUGAUGAAUCAGGAGACACCGAUGAGCAUGAAGAGGAAGAAACAGCAGAAAUGGAAACUUGUGAAAAUGCUGAAUCCAGAAAGAAGAAGUUCAAGAGGAGGAAAAUCUACUGUCAGAUCACUCAGCACCUGCUUCAGAACCAUAAAAUGUGGAAGAAAGUAAUUGAGGAUGAGGAGAGGUUAGCUGGGACAGAGAAGCAAGGCGCGGAGCAAUCCACACUGCACCCAUCUUCAGAACAAAUUCAGGCCAUCAGGGAAGAGGAGGAGGAGAAGGGGAAGCCCAAGAGAGAUGAAGAAGAAAACACAACUGUAGAACCGAACCAAUGACAAUAUUUACAGCAGUAUUUUAAGACAGAUUGACUCGUGCACAGACUCUUUCUCAAGCCAGCACAGCAUUUAGACACCACACUGUAGAAGUAUGGGAUUAUGCGCCUACAGCUGUUCAAUUUGUUUCUCUUUCCUUUUUAUGGUGAGGUACAUUGUUUAAACUCCUGUGCUCAAGGAAGCUUUCACACUGCUACACCGGCUUUUACAGACUUUCUUUAAAGAGAUUUGGGGUGGGGGUGGGGAGUGGAUUUAUAUAAAUAUAUAUAUAUAUAUAUAUAUAUAGCCAGUGUUUUUGGCUGUGCACUUCAGCAAAAUACAUUUAAUGAUAUAUUAUGGUCACUGUGAUAUUUACAGAAGGAAGUUUUCUAAAGAAAUGCUGUUUCUAAAGUACAUUUGCAGUUAACAGCGAGGUAAAGUAGCUUUUGCUCUUAAUACUGAGGGAUAAAAGUUCCAAAGCUUUACAUGUAUCCUGCCAACAUAUACAUGUAUGAGGGGAGUACUCAUGUAUGUGGGUGGAUAUGAUGUCAUAUAGCAGAGUUUGAGACUAGCUGUAGCACAUCUGAAUACACGACAAUGAACAGGAGGCCUAAAUUUUAAGAAUCUGUGCCCAUGAGGAGCCCUUUGUGAGAAGCUCUGCAUUCCCAUCCUCCUCUGAGGAUCGGGCUGCAUGCUGGCUGUGUGACUUCAGCUCAUCUUCCUUCUCCUCCUCCUCUUCCAGCACCUCCCAAACUGCUGGCAAAGGGAUGUUCCAGGGCACUUAAUCCAGAAGGGUUACGAGGGAUUGUGCAGCACGCUGCCUGUGAAAGGCCCCGACCCUCUGUCUGCCUCUGACUGCAAGAAUGGCAUAUAUGUUUGAGCAGGAAGCAGAAAAGAGCAAAUGUGUGUGCAUAUGCAGAAACUAGAGGCAACACUGCCAUCUUUCCACCCAGACCUUAUGCCUCCACACAUCAGUGGCCAAAUAUACCAUAUAAGAGUGAAGCUAAGCACCAUCUCUUGAGAGCAAAGGAAGGGGAGCGUGGAGAUCAUGCCCCUUCUCAGAAUAAAAUGUAAACAGUGCAUUAGGAGAAGGGUUGGAGAAUGGUGCCAGUCCUGCGGAUGUCUCAGCAACCACUCACAGGACCUUUGGAGAACUUGGAUUUCAGUGCAAGGUGCUGGCUGGGAGCAGUUUGUUGCUGGUGUUCUGCCUAGAAGCAGCGUGUUUGAUCCCACCAGUAUACUUAAUGGUUUUUUUCUUUUUACUUUUCUUUUUCAAGUGAGAGGAUAAGAUCAGUCCUGUAGAAGAGCAGAUCUUUUUGUUUUGUUCUGUUUGUUUUUUCUCUGUUGUUUAUGCUGUGAGCCAAAUGUCUAUUUAAAAGGUUGAAUAUUCACUUUCAAUAUUUUAUUUCACAAUAUUGUAUUUGUCAAUGAUUAGCUAUCUAGAUGUAAAUAUGGAAAAAUUUUUAUGGGUUCCUGUAGAUAAUGAUAUCUUUAAGAAAAGAAAAAAAAAAAAAGAAAAAAAGGGAAAA